AUGGACGGCGUUUAUGCAACUCUUCGAAUUACGGAACUUCGACCGGAAGCUGAGAAUCAGCCGGGUACACUGGAUUUCAUGCUUAUUCCAGCCUUGUUCCCCCAUGAGACCGCGAGAUGUCCCAAUGAGACACUGGACUGCCUGAACAUGACUUUCGACAGUCACCAACGCGUUUGUAUCAGACCCUUUGAGCGAGCAGCAGAGUUUGGCACUUGCGUGGAGCCGUCUGCACGCAAAGGUGUCCACACACCCCUUUCCAGGGCCAACCUUACAGUCUACCUCGUCGCCGCGCUAGGCUUGGUGGCUGCGCUUAUCCUGGUCGGCACAAUUUGUGUCUGCGUCCACAAGCGGCGUACCCAACAUCGGAUUGCCAAGAAACGCAAUGGCAGAGUCAUACCAGAGCGUUCUGGCAGCGCGAACGAACAGCGGGAGUUCCAGUAUACAAGAGUGGACGAAGAGGCAGUCGACACAGAAAUAACACAACCUCAGGAGGCGUGA
This is a messenger RNA of Dibothriocephalus latus, 498 nucleotides long. The record is from the annotation of a GenBank genome assembly. Lineage: Eukaryota; Metazoa; Platyhelminthes; Cestoda; Diphyllobothriidea; Diphyllobothriidae.